AUGGCUCCAUCAGCAGACACUUCAUUCUCGGCUCACGUAGCCAGCCAGUUUCAGUCCUACGAGGAAGAUCGACAGUCAGCCUCCAAGGAAUCAACUUAUGCUACCAGCAACGGCGUCCCUGUGGCUCACGCCUACGAGGCCCAACGAUGCGGCGAGAAUGGGCCUCUUCUUCUCCAAGACUUUCACCUAAUUGAUCUCCUUUCUCAUUUCGAUCGAGAGCGUAUCCCUGAGCGAGUUGUUCACGCCAAGGGCAGUGGUGCUCAUGGAUUCUUUGAGUGUACCGACCCUCUCGAUGAUCUGUGUCUUGCCGACAUCUUUUCCGCCAAGGGAAAGAAAUGUCCUGUUUCCAUGAGAUUUUCGACAGUCGGAGGAGAGUCUGGAUCGCAUGAUAUGGCCAGAGACCCUCGUGGAUUCUCUGUCAAGAUGCGAACUGAGGAGGGUUAUCUAACAGUUACAGGUACUCAUCUAACUCAUGCUGAUGAUUCAUUCGCUUUCUGGGACUACCUUUCUCAGAACCCCGAGUCAAUUCAUCAAGUAAUGAUCUUGAUGGGCGAUCGUGGUAUUCCCAAGGGAUACAGAAAGAUGCACGGUUACUCUGGACACACUUUCAAGCUCGUGAACAAAGCCGGCGACUGGGUGUACACCCAAAUACACCUCAAGUCCAUGCAAGGAACCGACUUUGUUACUCAGGAGGACUCGGCCGAUUACUCACCCGACUUCUCCCAGAAGGAUCUCUACGAGGCUAUCCAGAACGGAGACUACCCCAAGUGGACUCUCGAAGUGCAGACUAUGACUCCCAAGGAAGCUGAGGAGUUAUGGGAGAAGGAGAAGAUCAAUGUCUUUGAUCUCACCCACGUCUGGCCUCAGAAGCAGUUCCCUCGUCGCAAGGUUGGAGAGUUUACUCUCAAUGAGAACGCUAUCAACUACUUUGCCGAGGUUGAGCAGAUUGCUUUCAACCCAGCUCACUUACCUCCUGGUAUUGAGCCUUCAGCAGACCCUGUUCUUCAGUCACGCUUGUUCUCUUACCCUGAUACACACCGUCACCGCAUUGGAGUCAACUACCAACAACUCCCCGUCAAUGCCACACGUACAGGAUACAAGUUUGGCAACUUCCAGCGCGACGGCCAGAUGGCCUUCUACAACCAGGGUGCCCGACCUAACUACCUCUCGUCCAUUGAUCCUAUCAAGUUCCGUACCCGAACCGUGGAUCUCGACAAGACACACGGUCACUUCACAGGCGAAGCCAUCACAUUCCUCACAGCAAUCCGCCCCGAGGACUUUAAUGCUCCUCGCGCCUUGUGGAGGAACGUAUUUGACGAGCCAGCUCGCGAGCGUUUCAUCAACAAUGUUACUGGCAAGAUGAAGCUCUGCAAGCAGGAGGAGCCUCUGAAGCGACAGAUUGCCAUCUUCCGCGAGGUAGACCCUGAGAUUGCCGAUAGACUCGAAAAGUCAACAGGCAUCAAGGGAUACGAUGGAAUUGCUGAUAUGAAGUUUAAUGGAAGCCACAAUUGUAUGAAUGGCGAAAUGAAGCUUGCAAAUGACAUUAUCGCGAACAAGGGGAAGAGUGCUACUGCAAGGAACGGUGCCCCGGCAAAGGGAUGCCACUCAAGACUGGAGACGAAUGGACACUUGAACGGAACAAAUGGUAAAUAG
Molecule: messenger RNA, 1653 nt
Organism: Fusarium graminearum PH-1
Lineage: Eukaryota; Fungi; Ascomycota; Sordariomycetes; Hypocreales; Nectriaceae
Exons: 3
Coding region: 1-1653 (550 amino acids)
Biological process (GO): hydrogen peroxide catabolic process; response to hydrogen peroxide
Cellular component (GO): peroxisome; mitochondrion; cytoplasm
Molecular function (GO): catalase activity; heme binding
Source: RefSeq, a predicted model, not a curated record